GCACCCAUUUGCCAAUGGAAAAAACCUCGAAAGAAUAUGCCAAAUCCGUGGCCGAGAUAAAGCCCUCUCUCUCUCUCUCUCUCUCUCUCUCUCCACUCGCAAGAAAUUUACGAACGAGGAGAGAAAGAGAGGAGGUAGAGAACUAGAGAUGAUGAUGAAUUGACGAUCUCUGGCUGUGGCUGUGAGGAUUUUGCAAUCAGAUGGCUUCGUUGUCUCUGAACUCAUUUCCUCUUCAGCCCCCUUCCCAGCCUCGUAAACUCGCCGACUCUUCCUGCUCUUCUUCUUUGACUCCGUUCAACGGCGGAGCUGCCGGCGGCUUGAAGCCGAUUGUUGUUUGUGGAAACCCUCCCACUUUCGUCUCCGCCCCUGGCCGCCGUAUCGUAGCCGUUGGGGAUCUGCAUGGAGAUCUUGCCAAGGCAAGAUGUGCACUUGAGAUUGCUGGUGUCCUGAGUUCUGAUGGACGAGAUAUGUGGACUGGUGGAGAGACGGUAUUGAUUCAGCUUGGAGACAUACUUGAUCGAGGUGGAGAUGAAAUAGCUAUACUAUCCUUAUUGCGGUCAUUGGAUAUCCAGGCAAAAGCCAAAGGUGGUGCUGUUUUUCAGGUGAAUGGAAACCAUGAGACCAUGAAUGUAAGUGCGGAUUUUCGAUAUGUUGAUUUAAGGGGAUUUGACGAGUGUCUGGACUUCUUGGAGUACUUGAAUGAUUGCAAAAAUAACUGGGAAGAAGCAUUUGUUACUUGGGUUGGUGUGUCUGAGAGGUUGAAAGAUUUCAAAAUGUCCCAACAGUAUUGGGAUCCUUGGAAUCUAGUGAAGCCAGCAAAACCAACAAAUACCAAGAAAGACAUGUUGCCUUUUCAGCAGAAAGAUUUAGGACAGCGGCAACAAGGGGUCAUUGCCAGAUCAACCUUACUAAGACCGGGGGGUCCACUGGCUUGCGAGCUGGCGCGGCAUGCUGUUGUUCUUAAAGUUGAUGAUUGGGUGUUCUGUCAUGGGGGCCUUCUCCCUCACCAUGUUGCCUAUGGCCUAGAGAGGAUGAAUUGGGAAGUAUCUAAGUGGAUGAGAGGUCUCAGAGAGAGUGAUGAUAGUCCGCAAAUCCCUUUCAUAGCCACUAGCGGAUAUGACAGUGUUGUUUGGAACCGUUUAUACUCGAGAGAUGUUUCUGAUCUGGACGGACAUCAGAUUGAUCAGAUUCAAUCUAUUCUUGAAGAGACACUACAAGCAGUAGGUGCUAAGGCCAUGGUAGUGGGGCAUACUCCUCAAAGUACAGGAGUCAAUAGUGCAUAUGGUUGUAGCAUAUGGCGCAUUGAUGUUGGCAUGUCUAGUGGAGUUCUUGAUUCACAACCAGAGGUUUUAGAAAUAAGAGACAGCCAAGCAAGGGCGAUAAAGAGCAAAAGGGAUACGUUUAGAGAACUUCAGAUUGUUGAUUACACAUAGAGACAAGGAAGACAACAGAUGGUACUACUCAACGCACACUAGAUACUAUGGUACACUACUUGUGUAUAUCUCACUUUGUAUACAAAAAAUGAAGAGUUAUAUAAGGAUGACCACCUGUCUCGGCCAUUUGAACUAUAUAGCAGCGAGAGGGCAAAGCGGGAGUGUUUAUCAAAGUCCAGAAAGCAGCAAGGCCCAGUCGGUCCUGUGUUUCUUGUGCCGACUCUCAUGUGCUAUUGUUUCUUUUCAAGUCCAGUAUACAAAUGUUGUACUAAUGUAGUAGGACAUGUUGAAAUGCAAAGAGACCAACAAGCAAUGUUGUUUUCGAAAGACAUUAAUAAUAUGCGGUACUUUUAAAUUCA
This is a messenger RNA of Rhododendron vialii, 1792 nucleotides long. Its product is annotated as shewanella-like protein phosphatase 1. NCBI's taxonomy places the organism in Eukaryota, Viridiplantae, Streptophyta, Magnoliopsida, Ericales, Ericaceae. The coding region runs from base 201 to 1433 and encodes 410 amino acids. Gene Ontology annotation, molecular function: hydrolase activity. The transcript is spliced from 11 exons. The record is from RefSeq and is a predicted model, not a curated record.